AUGUAAUAAUAAUCACCACCUCCAAAAAUAAUUUAAAUAGACUUCAGUACAGAAAUGCUUGGGAAAUAUGCUUCUUACAGAAUUCAAGUCGAUCAAAAUAUAGUUUGUAGAAGAUUCAAUGAUUUUGUUCACUUUUAUGAGGCAUUACGUGCUAAUUACCCUGGAGUAUUUGUGCCUAGACUCCCUGAAAAACAAGCUAUGGUAACAUUGCAAUUAGGAUCAUAGGGUAAUCUGGGAGAAGACUUCCUUAGAGUCAGAAGAAGAAUGCUUCAAUAUUUUCUGAUUUCAAUAUUCAAAAGGAAGAUCUUAUGGAAUUCGCCAGAAACUAAAUAAUUCCUCAAUGAGUAGAACUAAACUUGGAUACCAAUAAAUAAUGAAAGUACAUCAUUAGAAGAAAAAUAUAAAACUAAUCUUCCUGAUUGCUCAAAUUUAGAAAUUACAUUAGAUAUGAAAUGCUAAUUCUAUGAUUUUUAGUCAUUCGUAGUUAAGGUCAAGCCCAUGAUAGAAAACUUUAAAAAGAUGUGUAACAAUUAUGUGACUGCAAAGACCAAUUUCAAUACAGAAAAACUGAUUUUUGUGAAUUAUGUACUUCCAGAGUUUGAAAAGAAUUUAUUGUUUAAAAGUGAUAAAAAGUUUUUCGAAAAAAUAAAGCCUUUAGAUUUGAUGAAGAAUUAAAGAUAUGAUUAAGUUCGUAAGUUUUAGAGUGAUCAAAUUUUGAUUGAUUUGUCUAUUUUGGAGAGUGACAUUGAAUCUCAUUUGAUUUAAUUUGAAUAGAUACGAAAGUGGGAAGAUAGGAUACUAAAAUAUGAGGACAAAAUAAGGUAAUGUCAAUUAGAUUUAUAAUAAACGAUAAACAAUUAGAGAAAUACUGUAGCUAAGCUAUUAUUUGGAUCAAAGGACAAAGAAAUAUUGAGAUUAUAGAAUUAGAUUGAAUAAUAUUCUAAAACAAUAUAGGAAUUGAAGGUAUUAAUAAAUAUAACAAUGGGGUAAGUUUGUCUAUUUGAAAUUCCUGAUUUUGUAAAGGAAAAGGAACAAAAUCUUUUUAAAUUAAUAAAACUCAUAGGAUAAUUGGAAAUGGAACAAGUUGAACAUUCUGGAUUCUCGUUUAAUAUCUCAAAUUGA
Molecule: messenger RNA, 1122 nt
Organism: Paramecium tetraurelia
Lineage: Eukaryota; Ciliophora; Oligohymenophorea; Peniculida; Parameciidae
Exons: 5
Cellular component (GO): endosome
Molecular function (GO): phosphatidylinositol binding
Source: RefSeq, a predicted model, not a curated record